Messenger RNA from Crotalus tigris (Tiger rattlesnake), 4014 nucleotides. It is a transcript of the gene ATP13A1, whose product is annotated as ATPase 13A1. Gene Ontology annotation, cellular component: endoplasmic reticulum membrane. NCBI's taxonomy places the organism in Eukaryota, Metazoa, Chordata, Lepidosauria, Squamata, Viperidae. Gene Ontology annotation, molecular function: P-type ion transporter activity; membrane protein dislocase activity; ATP hydrolysis activity. The record is from RefSeq and is a predicted model, not a curated record. The coding region runs from base 84 to 3701 and encodes 1205 amino acids. Gene Ontology annotation, biological process: intracellular calcium ion homeostasis; extraction of mislocalized protein from ER membrane. The transcript is spliced from 26 exons.
CGCUCAACGCGCUUCAUUGGCGCCUACCCCGGAAGUGGAAGAAGGAGACCGAAGCGAGCCGGCGACGGUGGCCGGAAAAAAGGAUGGUGGCAACAGCGGGGGCCAGUCCCGGGCCGGGGCCGGGGCCGGGGGACGACUUGGUGCAAGACGUGAUUCCAUAUCGGAGGCGGUCGCGCCUGUUAUGGGGGACGGUGUUGCCCUUUUGCGUACUGUACCCGCUCUGGCUGUGGGUUUGGGGGGCAAGCGCCUCCGCCUGGGCUUGGGGGUCAGCCGCCGGCACCGAGAGCCCUGAAGCUGCGCUUCUUUUCCUCGCCGCCAUUGGGGUCGUCCACCUUCUCACGGCCUUAGCCGGCCUGUGGAGCGUCAACGUCCACUGCUUGCUCUACUGCUGUUGGGUGCGCAGUCCAAGGAAAGCUACUUUGGCUAAAGUUGUGCCAACUCCAAAUAAUGGCUCUGCAGAACUGGUACCACUCCACCGAGAUCAGGGAGAAGAUGGACAGGAGGUUCUUUCCUUUGAAUUUCAAAAAAUCAAAUACUUUUGUGAGCUAAGUGAAAGCAAAAAAUUCCUUCCUGUGGCAUUUCCUGUGGAGCACCCUCUGCAGUAUUAUCAGAAUGCACGUGGUUACCAGGAAGAUAAAGAAAUCAAAGCAGCAGAAAAAAAAUAUGGCACCAACAAGGCAGAAAUGGUUGUGCCAGAAUUCCUGGAACUCUUCAAAGAGAGAGCAACAGCUCCUUUCUUCGUCUUUCAGGUAUUCUGUGUGGGCCUGUGGUGCCUGGAUGAAUACUGGUACUAUAGUGUCUUCACUCUUUCCAUGCUGGUAGCUUUUGAAGCAUCCCUUGUCCAGCAGCAAAUGAGGAACAUGUCUGAGAUCCGAAAAAUGGGUAACAAACCCUACAUGAUCCAGGUUUACAGAAACAGGAAGUGGCGGCCAAUUUCCAGUGAUGAGAUAAUUCCAGGGGACAUUGUUUCAGUUGGCCGUUCUCCCCAUGAGAACCUUGUACCGUGCGACAUGUUGCUGCUGCGAGGAAGGUGUAUUGUAGACGAAGCCAUGUUGACUGGAGAGUCGGUCCCUCAAAUGAAGGAGCCCGUUGAGGAUUUGGAUCCUGAUCAUGUCCUGGAUAUGCAAGCGGAUUCCAGGUUGCAUGUCAUUUUUGGGGGAACAAAAGUUGUGCAGCAUAUUCCACCACAAAAAGCCAGUACUGGCCUGAAACCUGUUGAUAAUGGGUGUGUGGCCUAUGUUCUGAGGACAGGCUUUAAUACUUCUCAGGGGAAGCUCCUACGUACAAUCCUCUUCGGGGUAAAAAGGGUAACAGCCAACAACUUGGAAACUUUCAUCUUCAUUCUUUUCCUCCUUGUCUUUGCCAUUGCUGCUGCAGCCUAUGUAUGGAUCGAAGGCACUAAAGACCCCAGCAGGAACCGUUACAAGCUCUUUCUGGAAUGUACUUUAAUACUAACCUCGGUUGUUCCCCCUGAACUUCCAAUUGAGCUUUCCUUAGCCGUCAACACCUCACUCAUUGCUCUUGCCAAAUUAUAUGUUUACUGCACAGAGCCAUUCCGCAUCCCCUUUGCCGGCAAGGUCCAUAUUUGCUGCUUUGAUAAAACUGGCACACUCACCAGUGACAACCUUGUGGUGAGAGGUGUGGCUGGGCUUAGAGAGGGGAAAGAAGUGAUCCCCGUGUCAGACAUUCCAGUUGAGACUCAUCGGGUCAUUGCCACAUGUCAUUCCUUGAUGCAGCUGGAUGAUGGGACACUGGUGGGUGACCCACUGGAGAAAGCCAUGCUUACUGCGGUGGAAUGGACUCUGACAAAAGGGAAGAUUACCGCUUGCAGUGUUGAACCCUUUCAGGAUUUCCCGAUCUCUUUGUUUCCAGAUGAGAAAGUUUUCCCCCGAAGUAUUAAAACUCAGGGACUGAAAAUUCACCAGCGCUUUCAUUUUGCCAGUGCUCUGAAAAGAAUGUCGGUCUUGGCUUCCUAUGAGAAAGUCGGUUCCACUGAACUGUGUUACAUUGCAACUGUGAAAGGGGCCCCGGAGAUGCUGCAUAAAAUGUUCUCUCAGUGCCCCAGUACCUAUGAUGCUAUUCACACAGAGAUAUCACGUGAGGGAGCCAGAGUUUUGGCCCUUGGCUACAAAGAAUUGGGGCACCUUACUCAUCAGCAAGCACGAGAAAUAAAGCGGGAGGCCCUGGAAUGUGACUUGAGGUUCACAGGCUUCAUUGUCGUUUCCUGCCCUCUUAAAGUCGACUCGAAGCCCGUUAUCCGUGAGAUCCUGAACGCUUCCCACCAUGUAGUGAUGAUAACAGGUGACAGCCCACUGACUGCUUGCCACGUGGCCCAGGAGCUGCACUUCACCCAAAAGGAGCAGACUCUCAUAUUGCAGCCAUCUCCUAGUAAAGGCUCCGAUUGGAGAUGGCAAUCCAUCAACGGCACUACUGUCCUCCCAGUUGCCCCAGACUCACUGCAGGAGCUGAUCAGCAACCACAAUCUGUGCAUCACAGGGGAGGGUCUUGCUCAUCUGCAGGCUACAGAGUCCCGGCUGCUGCUGAAACUCAUUCCACACAUCCAGGUCUUUGCACGUGUUGCACCCAAGCAGAAGGAAUUUGUGAUCACAACAUUGAAAGGACUUGGCUACGUGACUCUGAUGUGUGGGGAUGGCACUAAUGACGUGGGGGCUCUGAAGCAUGCUGAUGUGGGUGUGGCUCUACUAGCCAAUGCCCCGGAGCGAAUCCCCGAGCGUAGAAAAAAGCCUCGCGAUGGAGUGGCUGAUGGGAGACCUGCUACUUCCUCUUCUCUCGCUGGGAGCAACAUGAGGCCCACCUCCCGAGCUGCCAAACACAGGCUCAUGUCUCUUAGGGAGGAGCAGCUGGCUGUACAACGUCAGGAGAGGAUCAGCCAGGUGCUAAAAGAUUUGGAGGAGGAACAAAUACCCAUUGUGAAGUUGGGUGAUGCCAGUAUUGCAGCUCCGUUCACUUCUAAGCUUUCCUCUAUACAGUGCAUCUGCCACGUGAUCAAGCAGGGCCGUUGUACACUGGUCACCACGCUCCAGAUGUUCAAGAUCUUGGCACUGAAUGCGCUCAUCUUGGCCUAUAGCCAGAGUGUCCUUUAUUUGGAAGGUGUGAAAUUCAGUGAUUUCCAGGCUACACUGCAAGGCUUGCUCCUGGCCGGCUGCUUUCUUUUCAUCUCCCGAUCCAAGCCUCUGAAGACCCUCUCCCAAGAGCGUCCACUCCCUAAUAUCUUCAAUCUGUACACAGUUCUUACAGUGCUGCUACAAUUUAUGGUCCAUUUUGUCAGUCUGGUGUAUCUGUAUCGGGGUGCACAAGCCCGCAGUGAGACCAAGAAAGAAGACUUUGUGGAUCUCUAUAAGGAGUUUGAACCCAGUCUUGUGAAUAGCACUGUUUACAUCAUGUCCAUGGCCAUGCAGAUGGCUACAUUUGCCAUUAACUAUAAGGGCCACCCAUUCAUGGAAAGUCUAAGGGAAAACAAACCUCUGCUAUGGAGCAUCAUCAUUUCAGGAUUAGCAAUUGUCGCCCUUUUGACUGGCUCCUCCCCAGAGUUUAAUGAACAAUUUGGACUUGUGGAAAUCCCAACAGAGUUUAAACUAGUGAUCACUAAAGUACUGGUGGCCAACUUCUUCAUUGCUCUGCUCAUAGACAGGAUGCUGCAAUUCCUAUUAGGCAGCACAAAGCUCAAAGUGCCUUCUUGAGACUCAUUCUUCUCCCUUCGCAGAAGUGAAGUGAAGGACAGCCAGAAAGAGAUACCACCGAAAUACAGCACUACGGAAGGAAUAUUUAUUCUUUGAUAGCUGUUUUAUUCCAGUUUGGGACUGGCAAGCCAAUUUUUAUUGUGUUAAGUCUGGAAAGCACAGCAAAAGUUGUGCAAGGGCCUACAUUAAUCUUCACAAGUCUGCCAAACAGAGCAGCAGUUGUUAACCUUUGUACUGCCUCUUCACUCCUCCUAGAAAGGUUGGUCAUGAGAUUUGAUAAUAAAACGGCAAUCAGUGCAUUUUGGAACAAGGA